Messenger RNA from Hydractinia symbiolongicarpus, 2272 nucleotides. Its product is annotated as dipeptidase 1-like. The record is from RefSeq and is a predicted model, not a curated record. Lineage: Eukaryota; Metazoa; Cnidaria; Hydrozoa; Anthoathecata; Hydractiniidae. Gene Ontology annotation, biological process: proteolysis. The coding region runs from base 930 to 2084 and encodes 384 amino acids. The transcript has 7 exons. Gene Ontology annotation, molecular function: metallodipeptidase activity.
AAAAAUUUUUAAUUUUGAAAUAUCUAAUCCAAUUAGAAGGGAAUUUGUCGGAGUAAAUAUUCUGCAUCUUCUCACUAGUAUCGGAUAAUCGCAGGGUCAAAUCAGCAUUAAUUAUUCCCUAAUCACUCACAUUUGACCCGUGUUAGCAAUCCCCUUCAAAUCUGUUUCCGAAGAUUGAUCAAAAUAAAAUAAAAUGAAUCGGUUACCAUUAUUAUAGAAACGGAAAAGGACGUCGGGGUAAUAAGUUCAUGUGUAAAGAUGCAACAUUUCCCACAUAGCUUGAUUGACACGAUAUAAAAAAGAAGAAUUUCAAUAGAUGAAACACAUCCACUGGUGGAUCGCCACGAGCUAACAUCAAAAUUUUGUCAACAUGGAAAGAAUUGUUUGUAACUUGUUCCAGUUCCCCUUCCAACGUAAGUUUUUAUUCGUUUUUAUUUUAGCUUAUCCAAGUGUUUUUUAAGGUAUACGCUGAGCAGGAAUGUCUUGUAUGUUAUUCUCACAUGUGUUAUGAUGGAACACUAUUCUGUGUUAAGAUUGCAAUCUCGCCCCAAGGUUUUUUUCUCUUUUCGUUAUCGGAACUCUAUCCAAGUAUAAAAAAGAGACAAAGAGCCCUGGGAACGAGGUAGAGAAGAUUUAUGUAGUGAGCCAAAAGCUGUAAAACAUUUAUUUGAUGAAGUGAAUGUCUGUUGUAAGUAGCAACUGUUGUAGCGAAUAAUAGCUUGGAAACAAAGUUGUGAUUCGACUUUUAAUCCAUAUUUUUAGUCCCAACAAACAGUAAUGACAAAGAAACUAAAGAAGUCUAUAAAAAGGACACGACAAACACAAGAAAAACACAAACGACAUUGAGGAAGUAUGCUUUACUCCUUGGAGCGAUUUUACUUAUCAUACCAUCCACUGACGCACAUUUCUACUACCCACACCCUCGCCUUAUGACGCCGCGACAACGCGCGUACAGAGUGUUAGAAAACUACCCCUUAGUUGAUGGACACAAUGAUCUUCCGUGGCAGAUACGUACAGCAUACAAAAAUCAAUUGUGCGAUGUAAGUACGCUUGGUGGGUGUCAUACGAGCAUUCCAAAAUUAAGGCGCGGAAAAGUUGGAGCUCAAUUUUGGGCUGCUUUUAUGUUAUGUGAUACGCAAGAAAAAGAUGCAAUAAGAAAUGUAUUGGAACAGAUGGAUUUAAUUAAAAGAAUCACUCGACAGUAUUCGAGUACGUUCGAUUUUGUUACCACCGCAGAUGGUAUUGUGAGAGCGCACAGAAGAGGAAAAAUAGCUUCAUUAAUAGGAGUUGAAGGCGGACAUGCGAUCGACUCAAGCAUGGCAGUUCUACGCUCACUGUACGAUCUUGGUGCACGUUAUAUGACCAUUACUCAUUCAUGUAACACACCAUGGGCUGAUAAUUGGAAAGCUGACAAUACCAACCCGAACAUUACUGAUCCCGCUAGAAGUGACGGUUUAUCACCAUUUGGUAAAGAAGUUAUUAAAGAGAUGAAUCGGUUGGGAAUGAUGAUAGACCUAGCUCACGUGUCACAUCGAACAAUGGAGGUUGUCUUGAAAACAACCAGUUCACCAAUCAUGUUUAGCCAUUCGUCUGCAUUUAGCGUGUGUAACAACAACAGAAAUGUCAGGGAUGACAUUUUACUCAAAGUCAAACAAAACGGAGGCGUUGUCAUGGUGAAUUUUUAUGUCGGUUAUGUCAACUGUGGAGAAAAUAAGACAAACGAAACCGGUAUCGACAACUUGUUGGAGCAUAUUAACUACAUCAAAAAUUUCAUUGGAUCAGAAUACGUUGGAUUAGGAAGUGAUUAUGAUGGCGUGCCAGAAGUACCAAUAGGCCUUGAAGAUGUUUCAAAAUUUCCGGAAAUUUUGGUGAAGUUAGCUGAACAAGGUUGGACGGACUACGAAUUAAGAAAUUUAGCGGGUGGAAAUAUAAUUCGAGUGUUUAAAAAAGUAGAACGAAUUUCGCGAUGGAUGCUGGGUAAACAACCAAGUGAGAUGUUGAUGCAGCCGAGCCAAUUUCUAAACGUGAAUAAUACAUGCAGGGCUCACUGGUUGGAGAAUAUCAUCCCUGGAAACUUUUUUUAACAUCACGGAUCACUUCGAAAGAUGCUAUUUUUAUAAAAACAUUUUUAAGGAACGGUAAAGAAAUGUAAUUAAAAAAUAAAUGUAUGCAAAAAGGUAUGGUAACGAAUUGUUUUUUAUCUGAAGUUGGUGUACAUCUUACUAAAUAUAUAAGGAGCAUACUUGCGGGCUACUCUACCAUGUUUUAAAAA